CGCAGUGAACGAUAGGAGACACCUGUUUUGCUCCUAAAUAUUUGCUGUCUGUGUAGCUUGCACAAUCAAGCAUAUCUCAUUGUAUUCUUCGCCCCGAGUAUCGCUGGAAUAUUUAUCGACACUAAUACCCAAGGAUCCUUCACUCCACGGGUGGCUAACGUUGUUGCACUUCAACCAUGAAUACAAAGCUACUGUCUAACCCGUUCAACAUUACCUACCCAACCGCCGUCCAAACAUCCCUUUACUCCCAAGCAUCCUUCGCCAAAUUCGACCCCAGUGGUCGUUUCGUAGCAGCCGGCCUCCCAGACGGCUCAGCACGAAUAUGGGAUCUAGACACAAAGAGCACUGUGCGUUGGCUCGAGGGACAUGUGAAAGCGGUCACUAGCGUCGAGUGCGUGACUUGAAUGUUUUCUUUGAGGACUUGGUCGAGAUACUCUAGAUAUGUCUUGACGUCUUCGAAAGACUGGAAUGUGGUAAUUUGGGAUCUGGCGUCGGAUACGGACCCCCCGAGGCGUGUGGCUACUGUGAGGUUCGAUGCGCCUAUUGCGUCUGCUUCGUUUCAUCCAAGGAAUAGUCAGAUCCUGCUCGUCCUACUGAGCGUCGGAGAAGCGUACAUCGUUGACUUACGAAAAGAACACCGUGGACGUACAGAACUUUGUGAACCCGACGACGCGGACGAGGAUAGCAGGCAGAGGAACGCUGCAUUCACAGUAGCCCGCUUUGACCCUUCAGGAAAACACAUAUUCAUAGGUACCUCUGCGGGCUAUAUUGUUGUGUUCAACUCUAGAACUAAGACGAUGGUCGCCAGACAUCGAAUAGCAGGCGCAGGAAUCUUAAAAGGUCUCGAUUUCACCAAGUCCGGACGCCGUUUGGCGACAAAUUCUUCAGAUCGUACUCUCCGCCAAUUCAAUCUCCCUGUAUACCCUUCACCCCCGUCAAUCCCCACUUCCUCCUUCACCCCUCCUCCAUCGUCCCCUCCAUCCAACCUCUCAAAUGGUGCCAAUGGCUCAAACGAGAUGAAUGAAGUGAAUGGGACUAUAAACAUGGACGCGUCGAUCCUAGAAACGGAACUCGAACCGAUGUAUCGCUUCCACGACCCAAUCAACAAAGUCGCGUGGCAUUCGAUGAGUUAUAGUCCAGAUGGGGAUUGGCUUGCGGGUGGGGCGGCGGAUAACGCGACACACAAGAUAUACAUCUGGGACUUACAAAACGAGGGCCAGUUCGCGAGUGCGUUGGAUGGUGGGAGGGAACCGCUUGUACACAUCCAUUGGCACCCAACAAAACCCAUGAUAGCCUCCACAACCAACCGAGGCAACAUCCUGAUCUGGCACUGCCCCACUCCAGAGAGAUGGGGUGCCUUUGCGGGUGGGUUCGAAGAAGUGGACGAGAAUGUGGAGUACGAAGAACGGGAAGACGAGUUUGACAUCGAAGACGAAUCAGACUUUAUCAUGCGCAAACAGCGCAUGGAAGAAGAACCCGUGGACAUCUUCGCGCUUGAGGACACGCCAACCUCUACUUCUCUUAACGCCCUCACAAGCACCACUACGAACGGCCACUCUCAUAACCCUCAUCAUUCUCUUUCUGCCCCUCUUCCUCAUCCCCACCGACAAUGGCAUGACAGUAGUAGCGGUGCAAACGGAACGGAGGUAGCCUCACGAUCUCGAGACGAAGACGAAGAUCUUGCGUGGGCCGACGAAGACCCCGAUGAAGAUUAUAUGGAGUGGCGGUUGAAAGUGCUGAUGGAAGAAGACGAAGAUGUGCGUUAGAGAUUCGUUCUCGUUUCCCAUUGGCUAUCCAGGAUCAUGGCAUUGAGUAUCCAAUAAUUUUCUAUUGACAUCCUGGAUACCACCUUUGCAACACGUUUGAGUGCAGAUUCGCUGGAGCAGUCUCGUAAGGACUUUUUUCGAAAGGCUGCGAGGUCAGGCAUCAGUGCUACGCGUCCCGAUCACCAUGGGCUCCACCGAGAGAGACGGUCAUCUAAUGAUAAACAUCGGAGCAGAACCUUCCUAUUCUUGUCUCCUCGCACUUUCAAUUAAUAUGGAUACUAGUGCCUUCAGGAGGAUUUCAUUGCUCCUUGCACCUGCUCGAGUGCUUCAACUAUCAAUUCGGCUUGUCAGAGUUCAUGCCUUGCCUGCGUUGGCGACUUGCACCGUGAGCGCGCGAGCGCGUUCAAGCUAUCCUUGGGUUACGAGUCGCUGGUCUUUAAUACACAGGAUCCUACGCA
Messenger RNA from Somion occarium, 2224 nucleotides. Lineage: Eukaryota; Fungi; Basidiomycota; Agaricomycetes; Polyporales; Cerrenaceae. The record is from the annotation of a GenBank genome assembly.